GGUACAAUCUGGGGGGGUUGUAUGGAGGAGGAUUGCUGGGGUUGCAAUUUUCCCCCGGUGGAUAUGACGUUCGCGGCUUUUAAACGCCCUUAAGUCCUGGCCUAGGCUCGUGAAUUGUGAAUUGGCCUCUAUCUAGUUGGACCCCGGAUCCCUCCAACACACCUCCAACCCUCUUUUUCUCUCCAUUUAUCCGACAGCCUCUUUCCUUGCUAUACUUUUCUACAUAAGUGAUUGUUCCUUUGAGACAACCAAGUCAAUCACCAUUCCGUCGCUACAUGAAAGUAUAGUACGUGUCGUCGUGCGUGCGAGAAACCCGACAGAGGAGUCGGUGGCGUAGGAGAUGCCAUCGGCUCUCACCAACUAUGGCUCCGUCGCCGAGAUGCAGCGGGAAGGCGGGAACCCUGAUAGCCUCGUCGGCAAGGUCGACGGCGCGAUUAGGAGGGCGAGCACCGUGAUCUCGACUGCGACAGACAAGGACUCGAGCAGCAGCAAGACUAGUAGUAGUAGUAGCCCAACAGCAGCAGCAGCAGAAUCUGCCACUGAAGAGCGCGCCAUGACCGAAGCGACCGCGGGGCAAGACAAGAAGAAGCCCAACAAGCAUAGCAUGGACUACAUCAUGCGGUCCUUUGUGGCCGGUGGUCUGGCAGGAUGUGCUGCCAAAACCACCGUCGCACCCCUCGACCGAGUCAAAAUCCUCUUCCAAACAAGCAAUCCGCAGUUCGCAAAAUACACCGGUUCCUGGACAGGCCUCGGCCGCGCAUUAGGAGACAUCUACGCCCAGCACGGCGUAGUGGGGUUAUUCCGGGGUCAUUCCGCCACGCUGCUGAAGAUCUACCCCUACGCCGCCAUCAAGUUCGUCGCGUACGAGCAGUACCGCGCGCUCAUCAUCGGCGGAAGCAAGCACAACGAGACAUGGCUGCGACGCUUCUCAGCAGGCGCCCUCGCAGGCCUAACAUCAGUGCUCUUCACAUACCCGCUCGAAGUAAUCCGCGUACGCCUAGCCUUCGAGACCGGGGUGCGAAGUUCCUCACUCCUCCACAUCUGCAAGAAGAUAUACCACGAACAUCCUCUCCCGCCUUCUUCUACUACGACCGCAUCCGCAUCUACCUCCUCCAUCGCAGCAGCGACAGCGACAACGAUAAGCGCAGUCGCGCCACGGAGCGGGAUAAUCAAUUUCUACCGCGGCUUCUCGACGACGAUGCUGGGCAUGAUACCGUACGCGGGCAUGUCGUUCCUCACGCACGACACCGUCGGCGACGUCUUCCGGUCCGCGGCGCUCCGGAAACACGCGACCCUGCCGCAGCCCGCCAACGCGCCCAAGGACAAGCCCGCGCCCCUGACGGCGUGGGCCGAGCUCGCCGCGGGCGGCAUAUCCGGCGCCGUCUCGCAGACCAUCUCGUACCCGCUCGAGGUCGUCCGCCGCCGGAUGCAAGUCGCGGGCGCCAUCGGCGACGGGCACAGGCUGCGCAUCGCCGAGACGGCGGGCCUGAUCUUCAGGGAGCGCGGGCUGCCUGGUUUCUUCGUGGGUCUGACGAUCGGCUACGUCAAGAUCAUCCCGCUGGCGGCUGUCAGCUUUUACACGUAUGAGCGCAUGAAGACUGUUCUGGGCAUAUAGUCACGCACGGGGGCGUGAACGUGGAACACGACACGAUGCAAUACCAGGACAGGACGGAGCAGAAUUGAGUGAGAGAUGGAAGUGAAAGUGGAAGUGAAGGUAUCUCGACGCAUACCUUUACUUAUUAUCUACGUCUCGCAUAGUAGGCGUCAAGGAGUUUGGGGAGGGGUUACGCAACGACUUUAUUUACCUACGUACUUAGCUACGUUGGGCUUUGCUCCAUAGACGGACGGAUGGAUAUACCAUGAAUGGAACGGGACAUUCGCAUCGCGGGAUGAAUGACUUUACACCUGGAUAGGUUGUUUUGGACUGGUUUGUAUUCCAUGGCAGGGCAUUUCUUCCUUACUCCAUACAUACAUACAUACAUACUUGAAUAGGGUAUAUAUACAAGGGUUUCGGUAGAUUUAGAAAGUAGAUAUAUAUCCAUAUCAAUUAAAAAUAUCCAGAAAACUUGAAUCGAUC
Xylaria bambusicola is the source of this 2077-nucleotide messenger RNA. RefSeq names its product mitochondrial carrier domain-containing protein. The record is from RefSeq and is a predicted model, not a curated record. NCBI's taxonomy places the organism in Eukaryota, Fungi, Ascomycota, Sordariomycetes, Xylariales, Xylariaceae. The transcript has 2 exons. The coding region runs from base 341 to 1615 and encodes 424 amino acids. Gene Ontology annotation, biological process: transmembrane transport.